Sinocyclocheilus rhinocerous is the source of this 1610-nucleotide messenger RNA. RefSeq names its product methyltransferase 21C, AARS1 lysine b (gene mettl21cb). NCBI's taxonomy places the organism in Eukaryota, Metazoa, Chordata, Actinopteri, Cypriniformes, Cyprinidae. Bases 608 to 1456 code for a protein of 282 amino acids. The record is from RefSeq and is a predicted model, not a curated record. The transcript has 6 exons.
GGUUAUUGCUUUAGUAUGCCAGUCUUGCCAGACAUCAUGUUUUCUAUGUCAGUCCAGUCUCAGGUUAUUUCUGAUGUCUGAUUCCAUCCCAGCUAUUAAAACUGACCGUCAGGUCAUCCUACACUUGCAGACAGUAAAAUAUUUGUCAUCCUUCAUUUACCAUCUGUGCUUGCACAGGUUAUUGGACCCCAGUUGCAGCUUCCAAGAUCCCAGAGGCCACAGUAUAUCUGCCAGAGCCGUGCCCAGGCUGUGGGUAAAGGGAUAUGCCUUCAUGUGCAUUGUAAGAUAUAUAAAUACCUACAGCCAUCUUUCCCCCACCCAUUCUUAGUCUAAAUCUCUGUCUGUUUUCCACAAACUCGAAAACACGGGAAUCCGUGAGAGGGAUCAGUGUUCCCUGAGGAGAGGAUUGCACUCAGAGCUGUGGAAUUAAGUAGCUUUGACAUUGUAUGCAACUCUCUCUCUCUCAUAACUAACUGCACAUUAGCUCAGCUCUUCCAUGGGAGGAGCAGGGAGAUGCUUCUUCUUUUAAAAGUCAAUUUGCCCUGAGGAUGUCAACUUUAAAGUCUCAGCUGUACUGAGUGUGAAGACAUUUGGGCUUGUUUCCAUAAUGGAGAUCGAAGGAAAUCCUGGUCUAAAUAUGCAGAAAAAAGGGAUCGUGAAGCAGCCUGACCCUGUCAAACCACCACCAAACAACACAGAAGAGGAUAUGGACUGUAAAGACAUGCAGAAGGAGGCACUGAACAGGCGCAAUGCCUGGGAGCCCACUGUCUUCUAUUCGCUUGGCAACGAGACCUUUUUCUUCACCGGGCAGGAGAUCAACAUCCGAGAGUCACUCGACUCUUUUGGCGCCGUCAUCUGGCCAGGCGCUGUGGCUCUCUGUCAGUAUUUGGAAAAGAACCGAGAACAGGUUGAUCUGCUGGAUAAAGCAGUGCUGGAACUUGGAGCGGGAACAGGACUGGUGUCCAUAGUGACAAGUUUACUGGGUGCCUGGGUCACGGCCACAGAUCUGCCCGAUGUCCUGUCAAAUCUGAACUUUAACCUCUCACGCAACACACGGGGUCGCUGCAGAUACACACCUCAGGUGGCGGCUCUGGUCUGGGGUCAGGAUGUGAAACGUGACUUCCCCAGCUCCAUCUACAAUUAUGACUAUGUGUUUUGUGCAGACGUGGUCUAUCAUCACAACUUUCUUGAGGAUCUACUAAUCACCAUGCAGUACUUCUGUAAGCCAGGAACCACCCUUUUGUGGGCAAAUAAGGUGCGAUUUCAAUCUGACCUGCGUUUCAUUGAAAACUUUAAAAACGUUUUUAACGUCACGUUGCUGGAAGAGAUCCCACAAGAGGAGGUAAGGAUCUACCAGGCCACUGCAAGGACAUCAGCCCAAAUGAGGGAGGAGAAGAGCGAGAACCAACAACAUGAUGUGCAAGAAUUGCAAAUAGGAGAUUCAUACAUUAAAUGAGUCCAGCAGCCCCAACAUUGGAGGGAAGGUGCUCCACCUGUUGGCCAUCUGCAAAGUUGCAAGGAAUGAUUGCCAAGUGCUACUAUUCCUGAUAAUAAUGGAAAAAAACAUGUCAAAAAAGAGUGAUACUUCAUGUAUGAUUUUUUUUUAAGUA